Nymphaea colorata (pocket water lily) is the source of this 2060-nucleotide messenger RNA. Its product is annotated as disease resistance protein RPV1-like. Gene Ontology annotation, molecular function: protein binding. The transcript is spliced from 3 exons. The coding region runs from base 63 to 2042 and encodes 659 amino acids. NCBI's taxonomy places the organism in Eukaryota, Viridiplantae, Streptophyta, Magnoliopsida, Nymphaeales, Nymphaeaceae. The record is from RefSeq and is a predicted model, not a curated record.
UAUGGAGGAAUUCCGCUGUCCAAGUUCUUCACUUGUCAAGAUUUUACUUCGAAAAAGUAAAGAUGUCGAGGAUGGGAGUAGGGGAGAUGCCGAAACCCAGUUGGAAAGGAAUAGCGGCGAUGCCCCAUCUCCGGAUGAUCAUUGCCGGAAGUGAAGCUGCAUUUGAUGAACAUGAGAAAGAGAUGCAUCUACCAGGGAAAAUACGGUGGCUAAGUUGGGACUGGUGUCCCCAUGAGACGGUCGCCUUUCGCCAUAGCCGGCAUGAGCAGCUUUGUAUCCUCGAACUACACGGGGGUCACUUUAGAGACUUUCGAUCCCCUACCUUGGUGCUUCCAAAGCUGAAGGUCCUAGAUCUAACUUGGUGCGGCAAUCUCAUAAGGAUUCCUGAUUUCACUCAUCUCCCAUCUCUAGUGAAGCUUGUGCUUCAUUAUUGUACCUCGUUGAUUGAGUUGGACGAGUCUAUCGGCCAUCUUAUUAAGCUGGAGAAGCUGAUCAUGGAGGGAUGCAGUAAACUGAAGGGUCUGCCUGCUGGACUUUGUAAGCUGACCUCACUUGAAUUUCUUGAUCUUUUCGGCUGUAUGCAAAUCUCGGUAUUGCCAGAACAAAUAGGGGACUUGAAAUCCCUGAAACAUCUUGACCUGGGAAGGACGGGGAUAUCGUAUAUACCUCAUUCCAUUGGAAGGCUUCAAUGUUUAGAAUGGCUCGACCUUACUGGAUGCUCUUCCUUGAGAAAGAUACCUGAUCCUAUAGGAGGCCUCAAGAAUCUCUCGUGGUUGUCAUUGGCAGAGUGCAAAUUGUUGGAACAGUUGCCAAAUUCUAUGGGAACAUUGACAUCUUUAAAGGAAUUGGACAUUCGUAAUUGUGAAUCACUAAUAGAAGUCCCUGAUUCAUUGGGAAACUUGAAUAAUGAUCCUAAAUUAUUUGUAGAGGGUUGCCUCUCGUUGGAGAUAGUACCGAACUCAAUUAGGAUGUCAGGGGCGUGCUUUGAUGAACUCCACCUUAAUGGCUUUAAAUCAUUGAGGAGGCUACCUGAUUCUGUGGCGGAUUUGAGAAGUGUUCGUUGGCUGAGCCUUCGUGACUGUAAGUCACUUCAAGAAAUACCCGUCUCUAUCGACAGGUUGGAGUCUCUGGAGAUUCUAGACCUUUCGGGUUGUAUUUCGUUAAAAAAGAUACCAGAGUCAAUAGGCAACUUGAAGUGUCUAAAAUGCAUGAGCCUCAAGCAUUGUCGAUCACUCGAAGAACUUCCAAAAUCCAUGGCAGAUUUGAAGUCUCUCGAAGUGCUACAUAUUUCAGGUGGCAUGUCAGUGAAGAGGGUGCCUGACUUUAUAGGGAAGCUUAAGAAGGUUCGCGAACUGCAUCUAAGAGGGAUUGAAGAAAUGCCGAAUCUCAUUAGUGGCCUUCUCAGACUAGAAAAAUUUUGUGUGAGAGAUUGCCCAAAGUUGGAGUCUCUUCCUCGGCUUUCCUCUUCUCUUACCCAUCUUUCAGUCAUAGGAUGUAAAGCUCUACCGGAUUUGUCUGGCCUCGAGAGUCUGAAGUCUUUACAGGAGUUGGUAUUGGUCCACGGCGACGGCUUGGGUUGGAAACUGAUGGACAAAAUAUCACAGUCCUCGUUUGAACGGUUGGAACAUCUCCUCAUUGCCGGAGCUAGUGAGGGUUCAGACUUGCUGUUUCAGCUUCCAAAAUGGCAAUUACUCGAGCAACCAAUUAUAAUGCGGCUCUUUUGCUUGGUCGAGGAGCUGCCCUUCAAUGCACCACAGGUUAACGUAGAGAUCCAAGUCAAGGUAGAAGGAAAGGUCGUUACUGAAGGUACAUGGAAGGCACGAAAAGCUAAAGAUUUCGAUGUGCCUGAGAAGUUGGAGGUGGAAGGCAAGGCUUUGUAUGGGGUUGUGCUUGGGAAUGAAGAAGAGGAGAUAUACAGGUGCUAUGUCCAGGAAGGACGGGCGACCUUGAGGGUUAAGGCGACCUAUAAACAAUACCAUCUGAAGAUGGCCUAUUUUUAUGUUAAAUCGCCGAAUCUAGGACUCGAUAGUUCAGUGUUUUGAUUCGAUUGGGAAAUCUUG